Molecule: messenger RNA, 1724 nt
Organism: Urocitellus parryii (Arctic ground squirrel)
Lineage: Eukaryota; Metazoa; Chordata; Mammalia; Rodentia; Sciuridae
Source: RefSeq, a predicted model, not a curated record
CAAAGAUGCCCCAGUUACUGAGAAACAUCAGUGGGAUCAUUGAGGCCUUCGGGCRCUAUGCCAGGACGGAGGGCGACUGCACCGUGCUCUCCCGAGGGGAGCUCAAGAGACUCCUGGAGCAAGAGUUUGCAGAUGUCAUAGUGAGACCCCAYGAUGCAGCCACUGUGGAUGAGGUCCUGCGCCUGCUGGAUGAGGACCACACRGGGACUGUGGAAUUCAAGGAAUUCCUGGUUUUGGUGUUUAAGGUUGCCCAGGCCUGUUUUAAGACCCUGAACCAGAGUCCUGGGGGUGCUUGCAGUUCUCGAGAAUCUGGAAACCAACACUCUGGGUCUUCACAAGAGCUGGGGGAAUGUCAGAGAAGUGGCUCUGAAGUGGGAAGCGAUGGGCAGGGACAACAUCAAGAGGCAAGCAGCCAUGCACAGAGCCAGCAGGCUUCCAGAGGCCAGGGCGGGACUGGGACUCAGACCCACGGUCAGGACACCAGCUCUGCACAGGUCAGCAGCCAUGACAGGCAGGCUGAGUCCCAGAGGCAGGAGAGGGGGAGUCAGCAGACACAAGGAGCAGGCUACGUGGAGCAGACCCCAAAAGUAGAAGACAGGGGGUCAGAGAGACCACUGAAGACCAGCGRACAGACAGGUGAGGUUGUGACUGGACCUGCAGCUCAGACCCAGACAGGURCCACCCAGGCUGGGCAGCAAGACAGCAGCCAUCAGACAGGAAGUACCAACAUCCAGACACAGGGGUCUUCCUCUGGCCAAACCAGGCAGACGGAGACACAGGGUCAGGUCAGGAUCCAGACCAGCCAGGUUGUGACAGGAGGACAAAUCCCGACACAGACAGGGUCACACACCCAGAUACACAGCCAGACCGUGGGACAGGACAGCAGCCAUCACACAGGAAGUACCAGCAUCCAGACACAGGGGCCUUUCUCUGGCCAGACCAGACAGAUGGAAACACAGGGUCAGGACAGGAUCCAGCCCAGCCAGGUUGUGACAGGAGGACAAAUCCCGACACAGGCAGGGUCACACACCCAGACACACAGCCAGACCGUAGGACAGGACAGCAGCCAUCACACAGGAAGUGCCAGCAUCCAGACACAGGGGUCUUCCUCUGGCCAGAUCUGGCAGACAGAGACACAGGGUCAGGAGAGGAUCCAGACCAGCCAGGUUGUGACAGGAGGACAAAUCCCGACACAGGCAGGGUCACACACCCAGACACACAGCCAGACCGUGGGACAGGACAGCAGCCAUCACACAGGAAGUACCGGCAUCCAGACACAGGGGUCUUUCUCUGGCCAGACCAGCCAGGUUGUGACAGGAGGACAAAUCCYGACACAGGCAGGGUCACACACCCAGACCACAGAGCAGGGCAGGUGCCAGGCUGAGAGUCACACAGGCAGUAGUCAAAAAUGGACACACUCUGAGGUAGGCGAGUCCGUGCCAGGUGGACAGACUCAGACUGGGGAAAGCCCUGAGACAGGAAGACAGGAGGGGAGCGGCACUCACACGAGUGUGGCCAGAGGGCCGGGGGAGAGCGAGCCCACAGCGGUCAGGGCAGAGUGGGUCGAUGACCACACGAGGGAGGUGGUGCUGGGAACUGAAGACCACGGCAGCCGGCACAGCAGCGCUCCGUCGUCACAGGCCCCGGACGCAGGCCAACCAGGAGGGCAGCGGGGCGUCACAGCCAAGGCGCUGUAUUCCUACUUCAGAGGCAGCAAGCCGUGA